AUGUCGUCCAAUGUUGGCCUCUCCACUCCGCGUGGCUCAGGAACAUCAGGCUAUGUUCAGCGCAACCUCUCUCUCCUAAAGCCCCGCACGGUCGGUGUCGGCGCUCCCUAUAGCCUGGACGCAUCCGCCCGACAACAGGCGCCCAAGACCCGAAAACCCGACCAGGAAAUCCUGAACCAUGACCGCCUACGAGCAAUCGAGGUCGAAGUCUUGGAAUUGAGGGAGAAAUUGGAGGAUGAAGAGCUCGGGGAGGAGCAGAUAGAAGAAGAAUGUGAGAUGCUGAGGGAGCACUUGACCAAGGAGAUGGAGCGUGAGAAGAACCGGGAUGGCGGGAGAUCAGGAGGCAAUGUCAAGAGAGUCGACGGAAGGGGGCUGAAGAGCUACCAAGUGCACGAGUUGGCCCAGGCAAAGGAACAAGAAAGUGAACGAUUGCGAAAAGCUCUGGGGUUGAAGCCUGGCGAAAUCCCACAAGACGAUGAACAUCCUAUGGCGAGACAGGAGAAGAGGAGACGGGAGAGAGAGGGAGUUCAAGAGAAGACGGGAGGCGCAGAAGGAGGUGCUUAG
Messenger RNA from Cladophialophora psammophila CBS 110553, 564 nucleotides. RefSeq lists its product as uncharacterized. Bases 1 to 564 code for a protein of 187 amino acids. The transcript has a single exon. Lineage: Eukaryota; Fungi; Ascomycota; Eurotiomycetes; Chaetothyriales; Herpotrichiellaceae. The record is from RefSeq and is a predicted model, not a curated record.